AUCCUUGUUCUCAUCAUCAUCGUCUUUACCAUCAAAGUGUUUAAUCCCUUUUCUUUGGCUACAAACGACUGAAAAUCCCUUGAAAACCAUGGAUAUAUCCAUGUUAAUAUCAUUUUCCGAUCAACAAAUCUCCGACAUCUCAACUUCGUGUAAUCAUCUAAUGAUUGAUCUUAAUUAUAUAACUGAUUAUGUUAUUUCCAAAUUUUUGCAAAACUCAUCGAUCUCUUUCUCAUCUUGCAAUCAAACCGUCUCAUCUGAAGAUGGAAUUGAUCUCAAAGCCUACAUUUACCUAUCUUUUAUUUUAUUAAUUUUAUGCCUUGUUUUUGGGGCAACAAUUUAUGAUUACAACAGUAGUGAGUCUGAAACAAAUGAAGACAAUUGUAACACCAAUUUAAAUCUAAUGAAAGGCCAAUGUUCAUCCAUUGUCAGCCUGGACUCGGUUCCAUCGGUUGACAACAAUGUUGACUCGGAUGAACCUUUGGUUAGACGAGUUAACCUUUUUAAGUCAAUUGUAUUAGCUUUUUCAGCCAAACAAAAUAUUAAUUUAAUCCUCGAUACAAACAAUAAUCACAGUAGCAACCCUAGUAAUCAUAAUAAUUAUCAAAUUAGGAACCAUUUUAAUAACAAUAACAAUGGUAAAAGUGACAAUUAUCACAAUGAAAGUUCAAAUAGAAACAGAAGUGAUGAUAAUGCAAAUAAUAAUACAAUAAGCAGCAACAUUAUUGGUGAUGAGAAUGGCAUCAAUAAUGGUAACAAUAAUAAUAAUGUUAACGGCAACAUCAAUGAUAAUGUUAAUGUUAAUAGCGAUGAUAAUACAAAUAGUGAUAUGAAUAAUGGUAAUCGUUAUUCAGAGAAGCAAAUUUCAUCAAUUCAUGGUCUCAAAGUUAUCUCAAUGUUUUGGAUUAUUGGUGGUCAUUCAUAUUCAUUUGCCAUGCAAUGGCUUUUCUUUCAAAACUCACAAGACAUUGAAUACGAUUCCAAAAUGAUAAUCAGCCAAAUAUAUGCCAAUACCAAUUUUUCAGUCGAUUGUUUCUUCUUUACAAGUGGUCUUCUAGUUGGCUAUGCUGUGUUCAAAGAGCUUCGUCGUUUCGGUCGAUUAAAUUAUUUUCAAUUCUAUCUUCAUCGAUACAUUCGAAUGACGCCUUUAAUGAUGAUCAUCAUCGGCUUUUGUGUUACUCUCCUCAAGUACAUGGGGUCAGGACCAACCUGGGUCGAAUCAACAACCAUGUUCGAUAAAUGGUGCCAAAACAAUUGGUGGAUCAAUUCACUUUACCUUCACAACUUUAUCAACCGGGAAAACAUGUGUUUGAGUCACUCAUGGUACUCAGCUGUUGACAUGCAACUUUACUUUAUAUCUCCAUUAAUCUUGAUACCUCUUUUCUGGUUUCCCUUUUGGGGAAUCCUUUUAAUUGUAUUGCUUCUCACUGGAUCAAUGAUUAUCACCGCAACCUUAACAAUAGUUAACCAUUAUCCACCGGUUCCUUACUUAACCAACAUAACCUCAAGAGAGGCUCUCGACGGUUACUAUGGAUGGAUUUACAUCAAACCAUGGUGUCGAAUCGGUCCUUACCUGAUUGGAAUCUCAAUUGCUUACCUAAUUUAUCUGCACAACAACAAACCAAAGAUAAAAAAGAGAUUCGUUGUUAUGGGCUGGUUUUUGGCACUUUUACUCAAUGCUGGCAUCUUGUUGGCCAUGUUUCCAGCCAUCAAUGGCUAUCCUCUAAGUGACGCUGUUGCAGGCCUUUACAGUGCCACUUCUCGGACUCUUUGGUCAAUCGGUUUAGCUUGGAUUGUCUAUGCCUGUGUCACUGGACACGGAGGAAUAAUCAAUUCACUUUUAUCAUGGAAACCGUUUAUUCCUCUGAGCAGAUUGAGCUACUCGGCUUACCUCAUUCAUCCUGUAAUUAUUGCAUGCUUUUAUGGAAGUCGAGAGACUACUUUUCACUUUUCACACUAUUUAAUGGUUUAUUUCAUUCUUGGCAACAUUGUGAUAACUUAUGUCAUUUCAUUUGGUUUAGCCGUGUUUUUUGAAGCGCCAAUUGCGGCUCUCGAGAAACUGUUUCGCCAACCAAAGUAAAGACAUUUAGUUCAACUGUAUCAACACUGCGAUACUCAAGACACUUGAAACACUCAUCAACGUAAUCAUCAUCAUAAUCAUAACCCAAUUUAACACGUACAAAGAAUUGAAGUAAAUAUCAUUGAUCAAGGUAAUCUGAUCAAAUUUACUUUCAAUCAAUCGACAAACUUUUUUAUUUCAUUUCAAUCUACAAUGAAAAAAAAUAACAAAAAACAACAAAAAAUAAUUAGGUUUUUUUCAAUUCUCUGAACUUUUCUUUUCAAAUUUUUCAUUUUUCUUCUUUUCUUUCUUCAACAAAAUGAACCAAGAAACACUAUUUUUCACAAUUAUCUUUUUGAUUAGGAAAAUUAUUUUAAUUUUGAUACAAAUUUACAAAUUUUUGUGCCAAAUAAUUAAGCCUUAAUAAGCAAGCGCGUCAAGAGAUGAAACCCAAAAAUGUUGGCUCAACAAAACGCGAUUUUCCAACCCAAUUGAUUAACUUAUUUAACUUGUACUCAAAAGCCAUCAACACUGUUCUAUUAACCAAAGGAACACCAACUUUGAUAUUCAGCAAGCACCAACUGAAUUGAAUGGCGAUUUUUCAAAAAAGUUCAUCAUUAAACUCAAAGUAAAACAUCAUGACUGCAUUUUGUACCUUGUUUUUUGUAUUCCGUUUUGAAAAUCCUUUUCUUUUUUGAUAAUCUCAAUGUAAUACGAAUUUUGAUAAUUUUCUCAAUAUUACGAUAA
Messenger RNA from Tetranychus urticae (two-spotted spider mite), 2803 nucleotides. Its product is annotated as nose resistant to fluoxetine protein 6-like. NCBI's taxonomy places the organism in Eukaryota, Metazoa, Arthropoda, Arachnida, Trombidiformes, Tetranychidae. The record is from RefSeq and is a predicted model, not a curated record. Gene Ontology annotation, molecular function: acyltransferase activity, transferring groups other than amino-acyl groups.